Messenger RNA from Blastomyces dermatitidis ER-3, 4074 nucleotides. RefSeq names its product murein transglycosylase. The record is from RefSeq and is a predicted model, not a curated record. Gene Ontology annotation, molecular function: 1,3-beta-glucanosyltransferase activity; glucan endo-1,3-beta-D-glucosidase activity. The coding region runs from base 2274 to 3524 and encodes 416 amino acids. Gene Ontology annotation, cellular component: cell surface; extracellular region; fungal-type cell wall. Gene Ontology annotation, biological process: cell wall organization. Lineage: Eukaryota; Fungi; Ascomycota; Eurotiomycetes; Onygenales; Ajellomycetaceae. The transcript is spliced from 3 exons.
ACAACAACAACAACAACAACAACGCCGCCUCAAGUCUCUUUUCACAACAAUAAUGUCUUAGUUGUAUCCGGGACAGUUUUCCUUAUAAAUAGAACGCUACAUUGAAACCAAACAAAGAAGCAACAUAAAACCUCAACUGCGACCUUAUUUUCUAAUGAACAGAUCGGAAAAGGCCACAUUGUCAGCCAGCUUGCUGUCCUGUUAGGUUUGCGCUACAAUCGCAACAGUACUCUUGACCAGGCCUCUUUGGAAUAAUGAACGCAUCAAGCCUCGGGUAUCCCCUGCCAAGCCAGAGUCUUGUGUCACGCAUCGUGUGUCGAUUGAUCAAGCUGGUUAGGUAGACCCGACGUUCAGUCCAAUUUGAUAUUCCCAACUACUCUGGUUUGGUUCCUGGAAUUUGCCCCGUCUCUCUUGAGAAAGUCUCUCUUGGGAACGAAAACGGGGCGUCCCGGAAAACUUGCCAACGAAACAAAGCAGCGAAUGAGGGAAACAGAAAACGAAAAUCCAGAAGGUUGUGUCGCGUUUGAGAUGUCGUGGCUCCAAAGGAGAAAAAAAAGAAAAAAAAAAAUCAAUGCUGCGCUUGGCUUCGCUCUCUUGUCCUGGACCCUCAGUUAGAUUUUUGAUACAGUGAUACAGGGGUAUCUCUGAACGCUAUAUGUCAAUCUUCACUAAAUAGGGGCCGCUACAGUUGGCUGCAUUGCCUGUUCAAUAAUGCAGUCGCUGAUUAAUGCGCCGAGGAUACACCCUGCUGAUUGGCUGUCUGUCUACCUUGCAUAUCCCGUUCGACAAGCAUCCAAGCCAUAAGGAGAUGAGAUGAUGAAACCGGACAAACACGGACGCGGAGACGUCUACGGGAAAUGGCGGUGUUAAUUCGACUCCCAUAAACAACUACGCACAAACGGUGAGAAUGAGGUACGGUACGUCCCAUUUGGACAACUCACCGACAAAAGCGUAGAGAAAGAGAAUGGUAUCGGAUCUCCUCAGGGCAACAUAUGUGGCACUUCUUUAAUCAGUUUACCGAUUUCGCCUUUUUGCUACUUACAAUCUUCUCUUCAAAGGAGAAAAGAAAUUACCGUGUUUUCCUGCUUUGGGUUACCGCUCAGCCAAUCUCUACACCCCAUCGCCAACUCCCAACUACUAACAAGCACAUGUACAUGUUCCAAUAUGUAUAGCAGUUCUUGCACACCCUAAGAAAAAUAAAACUGGAUCAUGUUGCGUUCCUGGCCGAUUUCGUUUCUUUCCAGUUCAACGCCGCCAUUGCCUGUCCUUAUCACCUCAAUCUCCUCAGACCAUCAUUCAUUCCCUUUGUUGGCAAGAGUUGAUGCGCUGCCUGAAGUCGCCUUUCUCCGCGACUCCGGUGUUGGUGUUGCCAUCUUGUUCGCCUCUAAACUAAGUCGAUCUGUACUUCUUUCACAUAACACUCGUUACUUUAUUUUAUUCCUUCUUCUUCUUUUUUUUUUUUUUUUUUUAUCUGUUUUAAAUUCUUCAGGCCGAGCCUGGGGUUGGCUGCUGGUAAUGCUCCUUUUUGUGAGCCCCGGCUUAUUCCACUCCUUUUCUAUUUUUGAAAGCUUUUAUCUUUCUCACUACUAGUCAGUCUUUAUCGAGCUAUACUCGGUUGUCAUUGCUCAACUAGUGUCUGAGAUUUCUCCAGUCGGGGAUUUUUAUUUUUUAUCAUUCAUUUUAUUCUACUUACCUUCGUUACUUCUUGAGGGAGUCCUCGGCUUUGACCUUGCACCCAGUGCGCGAUGGCCUCCUGAAUACCUACCUGCUUCGUCUGGUAGUGAUAUAUUGAACUCAGUCCCUCCUUAUACCCUCCCUAUUCAGACACCCUUGCCUUUCGCCCCUGCGAAGCAGUCCUAUCUUUUACAAAUACAAACUUAACCAUGCGUUGUGAAUCUCUUGAACGCCAAUCUCUCAAUUAGCUUGUUUCAUCAAGCUCCAACAACCUUGCACUUCAUUGCAAAAGGAAAGAAUCCCGUCGUUCAUAUCGCCGGCGUUGACAAAUACAACCCUAGCUUCUUCGUGCACACACCAACAUAUUGAUAUACUGGAGUGGCCAGGGUCUCAUUUUCCUGUUGCUGGGGCUAAAUACCACCACGAAAACAGUCUCACGUUCACAACUUAUACUAGCUCGUGAACUUCGAAUCAGUGGGCUGUGGAGAUAUAUAUUCAACCCACUUGUUGUAUGCCCUAUUUCCGGCGCUCCUCUCAUCCCACAUAGAGGGCCAUCCAUCCUUGGGAAAUCUUCACAUACAUUGCACAAAAGUAAAUACAUGACAAUGAAGACUGGUAUCUUCACUAUUACCGCGCUCUCUUUUCUAGGAGUAACAGAGGCCCUCCCGAGACCCUACCGACCUCAAAAUGCCAAGCGCGCGACCUUGACUAAAUAUGUCAUCGUUGAUGUGCCUGGGGUCGUCGUUUGGGUCAACCAGAAUGGGAAACCUAUUAAAACUGAGACCAAAGGCCUGGUGUCUACUUACACGGCUCCGCUGUCCACUGUCACGCAACACCUCCACUCGCCCAAGGGUCUAGCAACCAAAAAUGUCCAACUUCCAGUUUCACCACUGCCUCCACUUCCACUUCCACCACCACCUUCAGCUGCUGCUCCCACACCUCCUGGAGGCAAAUCUAACGUUGUUGACUUACCCAACUUGCCUCCACUUCCUUCGCCCAGUAAACCUUCACUUCCACUCCCUCUACCACCACCACUAUCAUCUCCGAAGGACCCCGCGGCCCCUAACUUACCCACGAAGGGAUUGGGAGUAUGCUACGCCCCAUACCGAAGUGACGGCGGAUGCAAAUCUGAGAAGGAAAUCGACGACGACUUCUCCAAACUAGGCAAAUACAACGUCAUUCGUUUCUACGGCGUUGACUGCGAUCAGGUCCCCAAAAUCGUAGCUGCCGCUAAGAAGCACAACAAGAAACUGUUCGCCGGCAUCUUUGACAUCAACGAUCUCGACAACGGUUUACACACUUUGAUUGAGGGCGCCAAAUCCGCCUGGCCAAUCAUCACUACAGUCUCUAUCGGCAAUGAACUUGUAAACAACGGCCAAGCCUCUGCCGAUGCGGUCGUCAAAGCAGUAAACACCGCCCGCUCGAAACUGCGCGGAGCGGGUUACAAAGGCCCUGUCGUCACUGUUGACACUUUCGUCGCGCUUAUCGACCACCCAGAACUCUGCAAAGCCUCCGAUUACUGUGCUGCGAACUGCCAUGCCUUCUUCGACCCCAAUAUCGACGCGUCUCGUGCGGGGGAGUUUGUCAAGGACCAGAUGAAGCGUGUGUCUGCUGCUGCAGGAGGGGGAAAGAUGACUAUUAUUACGGAAUCCGGCUGGCCGAAAUCCGGACAAUCGAAUGGGAAGGCAGUGCCGUCCAAGAAGAACCAGCAGCUGGCGCUGCAGAGUUUGAACAACGCAUUUGCGAAUGAUGAUGAUGCUGGAUUGUUUUUGUUUUCUGCUUUUGAUGAUCCGUGGAAGAAGGAUAUUGCGGGAACAUUUGGAUCGGAGAAGUUCUGGGGGAUUUUGUGAAAAAUGUUUUUGGGGCUGCUGUUCAAUUUUUGGAAUUUGGCAUAUUUAUCUUACAUUUUUCUGUUUUCGGAGGGAGUGUAUCUGUGAGCUAUUAGCGAGCUUGACUCUCUUCUAUAUUGAUUUAUAAGUGCAGGUGUUGGAGUAGAGAACAAACAUUGAAGAGGUGAGUGAGAGGAAUGUAGCAGCAGUGUUACCACAGUAAUCACCUCACAAUUCACACAUGUAAUAAUAUAAUCUAGCUACAGUGUCACACAAUGAAACUUUUAGGGCCUGUUCGGUGACCCCGUCCAGGGCCCUAUAAAUCCGUAGAGUGCCAGCUUGUACGACCCUGGACGGCUCUGGCCGGGGUUAUACACGCUAACCUGGCCGGAUACCAAGCAUGCCAAGCUGGCAGUCAGAUUCAUAUUAUAGAGUUCAACGGUGUAACUAUUUAGUUGAAAAAGUGAUAGAUCUAAACCUAUUCAAGUUAAAUCUGUAGUUACUGUAUACGCUGGAAUGAUGUGCUGACACAUUCCAGUGUGGCCUGCAAAUUGUGGAAGGUGUAAAGCUU